This is a messenger RNA of Dicentrarchus labrax (European seabass), 2783 nucleotides long. RefSeq lists its product as uncharacterized. The coding region runs from base 129 to 2714 and encodes 861 amino acids. The transcript is spliced from 4 exons. Lineage: Eukaryota; Metazoa; Chordata; Actinopteri; Moronidae. The record is from RefSeq and is a predicted model, not a curated record.
GUGCUAAGUAGAUCAGCUGGAUCAUAUUUCCAUUGAGGUCAGUACUAUCACGCACUGAAGAUGCCUGCAGCGCUACAGUCUGGAGAAUAGAGAAGAAACACCAUUAAGUGCUUAAAAGGCUUGUAACCAUGGAAACAAGAGAUCCCAGACCCAGCCCUCAAGGUCUUGUCUCCCAGGAUGAUGCUGGUCUGUGGAUGAAGACAGACUCCAACCCAGUGACUGACCACACAGAGAGCCCAUCGGUAACCUGUGGUGAGAGGCCCCAAGAUGAACCCAAAGUCACACCCCCUGCCCCUGCCCCUGUACUGAAACCUAGGUACUACGGUGUGAUGGAUGAUGUGGGUGCAGAUUAUGUCUUCAUCCCACCGCCUCCUCCAUCCUACACGGCUCCUUCGCUGCCAACAGCGGGAAGCACAGAUGCAAUGGUGAAUAAUCCCACUGUGACCCUUACAAAUGGGGGAGCUGACGCCAGAGAGGCUAAAGCUAAUCCAAGUGGCUUAGACUGGCAUCAUGAUGAGAGGCAGUUAAUGGCAGCACACAACAAGGUAAAUGAAGUGAAAGCAAGUACAGCACAUACUUCUAUGGAGUCUAUGGACACUGUAUCUCUGUCUGAAGACAAGGACUGCACUCUAGCAAAAGACCAAACCUCCAUGGAGUGCACAGGUAGUCUCAUGGAAACAUGUUAUGAUCCAUCUGGAAGACACAAUCAGGAUAGCACAACAGGAGAUGAAGAAUCAAAUGUGGAACAUGAGGAUGUUGUCAUUUUGAGUGGACGACAGGAAAACUGGAGUGAAACUGAUGCAGAAGGAGAUAAAUAUCCAAAACAAGUACCAUCAAAUACUGAGAAAGACAAAGAUGUAUGUGAUCUUGCUGAGACAGAUUUAAAACUAACGACAGAAAACAUGGAUUUUGUGGAGACAAAUGCUCUAACUGAUUUUGAGUCCUGUGGGCCACCAGAGCUCUGCAAAUGCAACCAAAACAAGACCAAUCAGCCACAGGUACCAGAGGUGUCCAAUUAUGAUGAAGGGCAUGUUGACAACAAAUCUUUGGACUCCAACCUCACAAAGGAUGACUGGGUGAGAAGAGAGAGUGGCACUAGCAAAACGCAAGUGUCCCGUCUGUCCAUCUCUGAAGGCUAUGAGGAGAUAAAGGGAGAGCAAGAAGAUGUAAGCAGGAAAAUAUCUACUGAUAUCCAACAAGGAGAGCAACUGCUUCAACGUCUGCAACAGGUGCAGCUACGACAGGAUGUACAUCUACCAGAGAGCCCUCACACCUCCCAGCAGGUUGUCCAAGAGACGAGAGGUGAGACAAAGGGUGUGCUUGGGACUGAAGCAGAUGAUGUUAGAGCAAGAGAAGGGGAUCUGACAGGUGUAGAGAGUAAAUCUCACACUGUUGAGGAUGAGGGGGCGAAGACAAACCUGACGGAGAAGGAAAGGAAUGAGGGUAAAGAUGUUGAAACAAUAGCAAUGAUGUCUUCGUCAACAAUGCCUGUAGAGCCAGAGCAUCACAUCAUUGCCAGAACAGAGGAAGGUGACUCUGAUGAUGAUCAAAGUAACAGCUGGGUACCUGUAGAUGUGUCUCCAAUCAACCCCCUUGAAACAUCUCCCACCCAAACUCCCUUUCCAUCCACCCGCCACCGAUUGUCAGUCACUGAGACUUCCAUUGAGAGGCAGAUCCAUGAGGCAGCCAAUGAGAAGCAGAACCUGCAGAGAGCCGGCGGUCUCUUCAACCUUGCAGAUAAUCCAGAUGUGCUAGAGAUCCCCUUCAAGACCAAUAUCUCGCUUGAGCCACUUGCCACCACGGUUGGCCCAGACCAGCGAAGAGACUGGCAGUUCUCCGAACAGAAGAUGCAGAAGGAGAUAAGUCAGGAGAUCCAGAGAGAACUGGUGCUGGUCAACCAGGGGAAGAUCCCAGGGGGUUACAGUAAAGGGGAAGUCCGCCAAUUAAAGGAGACCAAACUGCUGUUUGAGGCUUUUCAGCAGGAUAACACAGACGGUCCAACAAGGCAAAGGAAACUCCCAACCUCACUAAUGAAAGAUCAUGUUUACCCAUCUGUGCUGGAGCGGACACGAAGUCUAGAGAUGUUUUCACUUAAAAGUCGCCCCAUUUCCAGAGCACAUUCCCUCAGGCUGUACAAAUCUGCAACCUCUGAGAUGGAGAAAAGUCCUGACGACUUAAGAUCAAGGAGUCCAGUUGGUGGUUCUCGGGACAAAACACGUUUAUUCCCCUACCCAAAACAAGACAAACAGACACGCCUGCACAGAAGCAUGGACUCCAUAAGCGCGGAUGUCUCUACGUCAGCUGUGGAGACUAGGAGUAAAAUUAGGGAGGGAAACGCGACACAAGAAUCUCCCAUCCUCAGACAAAACCCCUUCUACAAGUUGCGACCAGCCCUGGCUCUGCAACCCGAAGUAGAGAAGGACAUCCGGGAGGCCAAAGAAAGAGAGGAGGAGCUGCGCAGACAGAGAUCCAGUCUGUACGGAGAGAACAGGCAGAAUAGUGAAGAUGGAGAAAAGUCACAACCAACACUUGAACCAGAUGUCAGGCGACAGUCCAGGGGGAAACUGGAACGGGUUUGGCCGCCGCCUUCCAAGAAAGACCAGCAGACACAGCAGGAGCCAAAAGUUCACAGAGCAGGAGGUCAGAAGGCUCCUCUGUGGCAACGCUGGGAGUCCGGCCUGGUCAACGGGCAGCCGUCAAAGGAAAAUAACUGAUAUUGGCCAUCCUGAUGUCUUCAACACUUCAAAUAGAAUAUCUAUGAUCUUCCAUGCUAGAGCUGCACA